AUGGCCUACUAUGGAAAAUGCAUCAAGAUGGUGAUUGAGCAGCUCAGCAAGUUCCGACCUGAGAAGGACAGUCCCGAGCAGUUCCUGGAGGCUGUGUCCCUCGACCUGCAGCCCCUGAGCCCCCUGAAGCGGGCGUUUAUUCUGGAGGUCCUGUCCGGCUGCCUUGAGUACCGGAAGUUACUGAAAGUCGUGGUGGAUGCCUUCUACGUGCGGGAUGGGCGGAUCUGCCUGUGGGUCGACUACACCCUCUUUGAGGUGAUCUGCUACCUGGCCACCUUCCAGCUGGAGGAACUCGGCUUCCAACUCUUCUGUAACAUCGUCAAGUCCCAGCCCCCGGACAAGAUGAGGACGUUCCUCAAGUUCUUCUUCAACCCCCUGCACCUGUGUUCCUGGAUCAAGGACGAGUGGAGCCUGGUCUAUGACACAGCCCAUGUCAAGGAGAAUUGGAUCGACCCUCUGAUGAGGUGGCAGCCGGAAGUCCACGAGCUGAUCAGCGAGCUGGAGGCUGUGUUGGCCAACCGGGUCCACCUUGUGAAGACCAAGGCCAAGGUCACAGAGCCCAAGGAGUUCAAGCUGACUGCCCCCAGGCCCCGUGCCAUCCCGGUGCCCGAGCCGGUACCCGUCGUGGCCAAGCCUAGGCCAGUCCCACAGAGCACCUACCAGCCCCCCAAGGAGCAGCAGCUGCUGGAAAUGACGAAGAGGCGUAACCGCUGGAAGGCCGAGGAGCUACUGCUGAAGGCCAGCCUGGAGGAGCUGCACUGCGCGAUGCCCCGGCCCCGCGGGGCGUGUAAAGACAGGAUGGGUGGUUCCAAGAAGCAGUUGCGGUUCCAAGUGCCACCGCGGAUCCGUAGGAUGCCGAAACUGACCUUCUAUGAGCCCAACAAUGUGCCAGUGAAGCUGAACGCCGCUGCCAUCCUGCGGGAAGGAGCCCUCUACCAGAGACGGGUGGAGAAGGAGCUGCAGAGGGUUGACAAGCUCGUGGAUGGGGCUGGGGAUUUCUCCGAGUUCCUUGAAUGGCAGAAGAAGAUGCGGGCCAGGGACCGGGAGGAGCAGGUGGCCGCUGAGGAAUGCCGUAGGCUGCGGGGGAAGCUCAGCCACGAGGAGGCCGUCCUGGCCCGGCAGAACCUCGUGCAAGAGAACAAGCAGAAGGCCGAGCAGAAGAAGGAGGAGACGGCGGAGCUGAUGCAGCAGUGUGCCGAGAGGCGACUCCAGGAGGAGAGGUCCAUGAAGGAGCUCGUGGACCAGGUGAUAGAGGCGCAGAAGAACGUCAAGGUGGCGCAGACAAAGCUUCUGAAGGGCCGCCGGCAGGCAGCUCAGGAGCUGAUGAAGGAGAGCCGGGAGCUACUGCAGCGUAGCGCACAGGAGGCCAAGGAGCAGCAGCGGCAGCAAUGUGUGCUCAUCUCCCAGCUGCGCGCCAUGGAGACGCAGCCCACUCGCAAGGGCAAGCUUGUGGACCUGACCCAGAUCCCCGGGUAUGGGCUAGAGGGCGAGAUGUCCAUUGUGGAGCUGCGUGAGCGGCUGGCCCUGCUCAAGGAGACCCAGCAACGCGCACAGGAGGAGAAACGGGACCAGAUCAUCCAGAGCAAACGCGCCCGGAACCAGGAGCUGCAGGACGCCAUGCAGCGCGUCUCACUGUGCCGUGCAGCCAUGGGCCGGGCCGCUGCUCUGAGGUGGGAGGAGAAGAAAGGCCCAGCGGCCGCCCCCGGCGCGCAGGACGAGCGCGUGCUGGCGCUGAGGCGCCGGAUCGCGGAGAAGGCCGCCGAGCGCCGCGAGCUGGCGGCUGCGCUGCACGUGGCGACGCCUCGGGCCGUGCGCCCCAAGCCCCGGGUGAGCGGGGGCGGGGCGCAGUGGGCCGAACGGCUUGCUGGGGGUGGAAGGGCGGGUCCCGGGUCGGACAGGACCAGGCGGGGUGCGGUGGGGGAGCGGCGACAGGUGCAGUAG
Orycteropus afer afer is the source of this 1941-nucleotide messenger RNA. RefSeq names its product cilia and flagella associated protein 99 (gene CFAP99). NCBI's taxonomy places the organism in Eukaryota, Metazoa, Chordata, Mammalia, Tubulidentata, Orycteropodidae. Bases 1 to 1941 code for a protein of 646 amino acids. The transcript has 15 exons. The record is from RefSeq and is a predicted model, not a curated record.